UGGCGUCACGGGGCGGGGCGGCGCCGAGGGCGGCGGGAGGGGCCAUGGCCUCCUCGGUGGUGCGGGCCACGGUGCGCGCCGUCAGCAAGCGGAAGAUCCAGGCCACGCGCGCCGCCCUCACGCUGACGCCAUCAGCUGUUCAGAAGAUCAAACAGCUGCUUAAAGAUAAACCUGAGCAUGUAGGUGUGAAAGUAGGUGUUCGUACAAGAGGAUGCAAUGGACUCUCUUACACACUAGAAUAUACAAAAUCGAAAGGAGACUCCGAUGAAGAAGUAGUUCAAGAUGGGGUUAGAGUGUUUAUUGAGAAGAAGGCACAGCUGACGCUUCUAGGAACUGAAAUGGACUAUGUAGAAGACAAACUGUCCAGUGAAUUUGUCUUCAAUAAUCCAAACAUCAAAGGAACAUGUGGCUGUGGAGAAAGCUUUAACAUCUGAAACCUGAGGGCUAUUAUUUGACUUUGAACACCUCAAAACGCUUACUAUUAUGGCUUUUGGAAGCAAAUGCAUUUUAUUCAGGUUCAUAGGCUGUGUAAAGUGGGGAUACCAUUAAGAAAAACAAAGCUAAAAUAAUUUUGAAAAUAUAAAUUGUGUGUUAAAUUCCACUGCUGAUGUAGUUGUGCUGUAACUUGUGAUGAGUUGGCAUCCAAAAGGUAAGAACAGUAAAGUGCUGUAGUAACAUUUCUGUACUUUCACAUGCCAAGGAAAUAAAAUAUUGCUGUACUUGC
This is a messenger RNA of Apus apus (common swift), 724 nucleotides long. It is a transcript of the gene ISCA1, whose product is annotated as iron-sulfur cluster assembly 1. The transcript has 4 exons. Gene Ontology annotation, biological process: iron-sulfur cluster assembly. The record is from RefSeq and is a predicted model, not a curated record. Gene Ontology annotation, cellular component: cytoplasm; mitochondrion. Gene Ontology annotation, molecular function: 2 iron, 2 sulfur cluster binding. NCBI's taxonomy places the organism in Eukaryota, Metazoa, Chordata, Aves, Apodiformes, Apodidae. The coding region runs from base 45 to 434 and encodes 129 amino acids.